Pomacea canaliculata is the source of this 4077-nucleotide messenger RNA. RefSeq lists its product as uncharacterized. The transcript has 10 exons. The record is from RefSeq and is a predicted model, not a curated record. The coding region runs from base 2593 to 3717 and encodes 374 amino acids. NCBI's taxonomy places the organism in Eukaryota, Metazoa, Mollusca, Gastropoda, Architaenioglossa, Ampullariidae.
GUCUACGUUGUCAGUACGUGGUGGGGGAGUCGUGCAGCGUGCAGCAUGUUGUAUCACCUGUUGCUGCAGACAGUAAAGACACUACAGUCACCAUGUGUGUCACGUGGUCAGCCUCACCUCCUGCAGUGUGAUCUUAAUGUCGGUACAGACGUGGAGAAGGCCGUCAACGACUUGUCACAGGCGGCGAAUGGAGGGUCGUUGUACGUCAUCGUUGAUGAAGCGGGUCCUGAAAUAUACAUCGACCUAAUGAGGAAGAGAAAAUCAGAGAGUUUUCAGACUUUCUGUAACAAGCUGCUGACACAAGUUCCUCGUCUCCAUCUGUGGGCGGCAAGUUGUUUCCAUGGAUACGCACCCGCCGGCUGGCAAGUGGAACAUUUAACCAGACCCCUCCGCUCUCCACCGGCCGUCGUCAGGGAAGUCGAGCAGGACGAGAUGAUCACAAGAGACCGUCUUGUCUUGCCGUAUAGAGAGCGAGGUGUACCCGACCACACAGACGGCCCGCCAGUCAGACGACUAUAUCACCGAGGUCAGGGUCACUCAGGUGACAGGCCAGUUGACUGUGUCAGGUGCGGUCGUGAGGUGGCCAGCGUCCUAGACAGUCUCCGUGUUGGUGCUCUGCCACAGAUCUUGACAACAUCCUCUCUUGAAGGCACUACAACAUCACCUAAGCUGCAGUGGAGAGACAUGCUGAUGUUGUGCUCGGGACAGGCUAGAGUGGACAUGGGUAUGAUCACAGGACUGAAAAAAGCGGGUAUCCCAGUGCGGGUGAUGAAGGAUGAGGACAUCGAGGACGUGGCCACGGCCCGCAGUGACGUGGUGUGGGUGGCGGAUGCUAAUGGUGUUCGUGGUCUGGAGAGAAAAGUCGUCGUCUGCGUUGAACUUGAUCCCACUUUUAAUAUUUUGUCCAGCCCUGCCCGACUCCUCUCCAUGUCCCACUGUACAUCACAACUUGUAAUUGUCUACGCUUGCUGACUAGCCCCCAGUAUAAUAAAUCACCACGAAGCUGAUGAAUGUUAUAAAAAGAAACAGCUGACCACACUGGCUGCUGUACUAACUGUAGCUGGAUAGAUGCCUUAAUGAAGCUUAACUUGAGCACACAAAAGUCAGGCUGAAGUCAAAAUAUCAUGUGAUUGUCAUACAGGGGGGGUUAUGUUCACUCCUUGUCUUUGUAUCUGUGGACAUUGAUGAUGCUAGAGCUUUUCCACAUAUUAAUGAUUUACUUAAUUUUUGUACCUGAUACAGGACUUGCAUUUCACACGUGUUUGUGCCAACAAAUAGCUAAUAUAGUUCAAUUUCUUUUUUUAGUCCGUUCAGUUAUUUUGAACUGCUUUUUUCUCAUGUAACCAGAUUGCAGAAUAAAUUUUGUUUGUACUUGUGUAUGUAUAGAAAGAAAGUAAGGUAGGAAACAGAGUCUAUUGAUGUUUUGUUGAUGGGGUGUUUUUUAAAAGUUUUCUAAUAUUGACGAGAAGCGAAGAGGACUUCUGAACUGGAAAAAACUCCGUCUAGAGAGAGCACCGUUCCGAUCUGUCAAGAAACAUCUCUGUCGGCCAGUUAAGUAUUCGGGCUUGUGUUUCAAACCGACAUAAAUAUUCGUCUAUGUCGUUGCAUGGGGAGUUCAGAAAUAUACUCUUCAAGUCCUAGCGAAUGGAGUCCCCCACUGUUUCUUGACAGAUCGGACCGGUGCUCUCUCUAGACGGAGUUUUUUCAGUUCAGAAGUCCUCUUCGCUUCGCUCUCUCUGGCUAUUCUCUCAGCUUCUCUCUCUCUCUUGCUAUCCUAUCAGCUUCUUUUUUAUCUUUCUAAUCUAUUUCUUCUUUUUUAGCUAAUCCUUCCACAUGUCUAUCAUGACGAUCGACACUCUGCAUUAUGUAUCUAGUCAAAGCAUCACCUUCUAACCCUAUCAUUUCGCCUUCUUUCUUACAUGAGGUCACAUCAAAUACUAGUUGUGGAUCCAUGUUGCACUGGCCAGAAGAUCGAAUCCGUCUCAGCGCGCUUUUUGGACGGAACCUGAAAUGUCCCCAUCUUCUUCAAGGAUCAGUUGCACCUCGGGUUGGUUUGUCAUAGGACCGCUUCUAGGGUCAUUUGCUGUGACUAUUAAUAUCUUGAAUUGAUCUAAUGUAUCUUUCUAAUAUUGACGACUGACCCGUUGAUAUGAACCCAAUAAUGGCGUCAAUAAAUGAUCAAAGGCUGAAGGUCUCGCCGUCUUACCUUGUCUUUUACUUUUCAACUACAACAAACACGAAACGAAGGACUAGUCACAGUGCUGUCGGCAACAAUUGAUUAUGAUUUUUCUUUCCACUGCGCUAUCACGAAUGACAACAAGUAUGGAUGGCGACCAUCUGAAACCGGGCUUAGGCCCUAGUUCUUAGACCUUCACCACUUGUGUAAAAAUAGCAUUCGGAUUUUCUCUUUACUCGAAUUUCCGGUCUUUGCUUCCUGUUCGCCAUGAGUAGCAAACUCAGCAGUUAAUGUCAGCAAAAUUUCUUGAUUUGCCGGCCUGCAAAACUUCAACUGCUUUGAUAAAAACCAUCUGUUGAUGUUCGGACAUUACUUUCUUCAGACCUGGAUGGCUGACUACCUAUUUCAGCUAUAGGAUGGUGCGCGAACCGCUCCACACUCGUUUCCUGACGUGGCCUGCAUAUCUCCUUUUCAUCGAAACAACACUGGUUAUCGUCAUCCUUCGUCUGUUGUCGUCUUUCUCCAGUGCACAUCCUCCGCGUGAUGGCAGUGUCACAUGUCAUGUGCCUUCCGUGGGUCCAAUGCAAAACACGUCACUGACAUGUCACUUUCCUGAGAAUGUCAGCGAGACGAGAAAGACUGUUGUCAUCUACUUCUACAAGCCGGAGAAUGGACAAGAACAAAAAGAUGCAGAUGACGUUUUGGAAUGCUGGUGGCUGGCGGGAAAGAAGACCUGUCUCGUGCAAAGUGGAUACAACUUCAACGGAAUGAUAUCUCACGAAUUGACACUGGAAAUUCCACAAGCUUCUGCAAAAUUUACUGGAAAAUACGCCUGCCUUAUCUCACAAAUUAAUCAUCACGACAAUAACGCUUGUGAAUUCAGGAUUAAACAAGAGGUGAGGUGUGACAUCCCGUCAGUGAUAUCAAACUCCAGUGCCACACUGACUUGUUAUUUCCCUGAUUACUUAAACAAGACAAGAGAAGACUUUGCUAUCUAUCAUCAUUCUGAUGUUAUAACAAGGUGCAAACAAAAAGCAGAAGUUUUCAACUGUCACACUGGGCGUGGCUACGUAUUUGAUGGCGAAAUAACAGACCACGUGACUGUCAGGAUCCCCAGCGCUUCAGAUGAACAUGAAGGGACGUACAGCUGUAGGAUUGCGGGAAAAAAGUAUGAAAACUGCUCCUUUGCACUUAACAAAGAACUGCCCUCACCCUUAAACACUUCCACCGCCAAUGACACAGAACACAUACCAUUGAUGUGUAGAUUGAGUGUCACAGUUAUUGGCAGUAGCCGUAGGUGGAACUUCAGCGCUGUGCAUGUUGAUGUUGAUGACAACAAAGACACUGGUGUCGUUACCCUGACCUGGAAGAAUGAUUAUUAUGACAGAAACUUAGCAUCGGGCUACGAGAUCAAAGACCUCAUCAUCACAGUUCCGCAACAUCUAGGUGUAGAAAAUGCAGUGUACCCUUGUAGUCUCAUCCUCUCGUCUGACAUGUCUAAGAUCGAGCCUACAGAACCUAGCGCCAAUAAAGGUAGGUAAAAGUCUAUGGUAGGUGUUAUUUGGUUCCUCUCUGUAUUUGCUUUUUUCACUCAUCAACAAUGCUAUUGUUUCUUCUUUUACAGUUCAUAUGUUGUUUGUUUGCUUUCCUGUCCCUCCCGCUUUAUAAUUUUUUGGGGGCAUUUUGUAUUAUUUAUUAUUAACUAAUGGUAAUCUUAUACACAGUCACAGAAUGUUCAACCAGGCAGUUGUAAAAAUACAAAAUAAUUUGAAAUUUUCUUUUAAGAAAGUGUCUGCCUUAAAACUCUUUAUCUCAGUGUGUUGUAACAACUAAUCUCAACGUUUUUCACUACAGUUAAUAUUGCUUUUUAUUAUUUUAUGUUAGAAAAAAAAUUAGAAGUU